This is a messenger RNA of Salvelinus namaycush (lake trout), 5929 nucleotides long. RefSeq names its product IQ motif and SEC7 domain-containing protein 3-like. Lineage: Eukaryota; Metazoa; Chordata; Actinopteri; Salmoniformes; Salmonidae. Gene Ontology annotation, biological process: regulation of ARF protein signal transduction; actin cytoskeleton organization. The coding region runs from base 345 to 3755 and encodes 1136 amino acids. The transcript is spliced from 15 exons. Gene Ontology annotation, molecular function: protein binding; guanyl-nucleotide exchange factor activity. The record is from RefSeq and is a predicted model, not a curated record.
UCAGCAGCCGCAAUCAGCAGCACAGCCGUAUCGGUGGCCGCAAGGGAGAAGAGGAGAAUCUAAUCACGGGAAGACUGGAAGGUGUACCUCUACAUCUGAUCAUCAUAUCUCUUUUUUUUCCUGUCUCUCUCUUGCUUUUUUCCUUUUGAAUGGAAUAGUCUCUUCUCUACACCCGAUCAUCUCUCACAGAAACAGAAGAGGUUUAAAAACAGAAGAGUAACGUUACAAAGAAGGGAGGGACUAAUGGAGGAAUAAAAAUCAGAAGAGAGGAGAAAUUUACCUCUCCCCUAGACUACACUCGAUAAUCUCAAUAUCGCUCUCCUUUGCGCUAUCUCUCUCUGGUCAUGGCUGUGCAGGGGACCAGCCUGCUAGAGAACCCGGUCCAGGCAAUUCUGUACCUUAGAGAACUGACCACUAUAGUUCAGAACCAGCAGAGCCUCAUCCAGACACAGCGCCUGCGCAUUGACGAACUGGACCGGCGCGUGGACGAGCUGCUCGGGGAGAACAGGAAUCUGCGCGAUGCAAGAGUACAACAUCAUUAUCAUCAUCCCCCGGACUCCAACCGGAACCUUCAUCACCGUCAUCCUCAGCACCCACAUCCAGACACACAACCUCAUGACACCGGGUCUCUGCCUGCCCAGCAUCCGCCUGAGAUCCACCCGGACCAAGAAAAGUCGCCUCCUCAACCCGCUAAUCCGGAGGACAUGCAGUUGGUACCGGCCCAGCAGCAGUCACCGAGCCCUCCGCCAAGCGAGGCCGGCCCGGGCAUGGGGGAGGACGGCAGGACCAGCCCGGGCUGCCGCGCACUGAAUCCCCUAGCUCCCCCCACUCCUACCACUCUCUGCCGCUCGCUGGCUCUCGCCAAUCAAUCAGAGAGUCAGACAAUACUACAUCAGUUCUGCUGUCCUGCCCCAGAGGCUGCUCCCACUGGCUCCUCCAGUGAUCGGCAGCUGCUGAGUCUGGAGGGCGGGAAUUCCUCCAGCGGACAGGAAGGAGAGGGGUCGGGGGGUGUGGCUCGGAGAGAAGGACCCAGCGACUACGAACUUGCCCUGGAGAACAAGACCAAACAGAUAGAGGAGUUGGAACAGAGGUACGCUGGUCACCUGGUGUCGCGGCGCGCUGCGUGUUGUAUUCAGAUGGCAUUCCGUCAGUACCAGCUCAGUAAGAACUUCCAGAAGAUCCGGAACUCUCUGUCAGAGAGCAAGUUGCCACGCCGCAUCUCCCUGCGGCGGCCCAACCCCAGCCGGAACCAAAAACCCACCCAGCGACACAGCUUCCUGUUAGAGACCGGGAGACCCCCCCUGCGCCCCAAAACACCCCCACCACCCCCUUCACGCUCCACCUCCCUGCCCCCCUCCCCCGCCACAGUCCCGGGCCCCGGGCCCUCGCUUACACAGCUGGAGGACUGCUUCUCAGAGCAGGUACGCUCACUGGCCCAUUCGAUAGACGAGGCCCUGCGUGGGUGGAGCCUGUCGGAGGGGGUUGAAGGGGGGACAGGGGGGCUGCUGAUGGACCCCAGGGCGUUUCGGAUGGCUGCACAGAGUGCCUGUAUGCCUCGCAGUGCCAGCUCCCUGCUCAUGGCCUUCAGAGACGUCACGGUUCACAUCGACACCAACAACUACACUGUCUCCACGACUACCACCUCCACAACCACUGCUACCCACGGCAACACAGGGGCAGGAGCGGGAGGGAGCAGGCAAGUCUCAGUGGACGGGGGAGAGAGGGCAGGAGGGGUGAGGACUCAAUCAACAACCUCCCAGCUGAGGGGUGAGGAGGAGUUUCCUGCCCCCCCUCCCAGUGAGGAGUUGUUGGAGGGAGGAGGGUCGAGAAGGGGGUCAACUGUGACAGGGCAGGGGGGAGAGAUGGGGGGGCAGAGUGUCUCAGAGAGACUCAGUUCCACCUCCACCUCUACCUCAGCCCAGUAUAACCAGUAUACCACUCAGUCCUCCUAUUCCCAGUACCCCCAGUACUCCACAUACCCCAAGGCUCAUCACCCACAGUCCCAGCCAGGGUCCCAGUCAACCAGGGACCCCACCUCUGAGGCUCUCCAGGCCCUGGUCCUCUCUCUGCCUAGAGACCGCUGCCAGGACCCUACCUCCUGCCGAUCCCCCACACUCUCCACUGACACGCAUCGCAAACGACUCUAUCGCAUUGGACUCAACCUCUUCAACGUGAACCCAGAGCGAGGCAUCCACUUCCUGAUCACGCGUGGUUUUGUCCCAGACACGCCCAUGGGCGUGGCCCACUUCCUGCUACAGAGGAAGGGCCUGAGCCGACAGAUGAUUGGAGAGUUCCUUGGGAACAGUAAGCUGCUCUUCAACAGAGACGUCCUGGACUGUGUGGUGGAUGAGAUGGACUUCUCUGGGAUGGAGCUGGAUGAGGCUCUGAGGAAGUUCCAGUCUCACAUCAGAGUCCAGGGAGAGGCCCAGAAGGUGGAGAGACUCAUUGAAGCUUUCAGUCAGAGGUAUUGUAUGUGUAAUCCCGAGGUGGUGCAGCAGUUCCAUAACCCAGACACCAUUUUCAUCCUGGCCUUUGCUGUGGUCCUCCUCAACACUGAUAUGUAUUCCCCUAACAUCAAACCUCAACGCAAGAUGGGCCUUGACGACUUCAUACGCAACCUACGAGGAGUGGACGACGGAGCAGACAUCCCCAGGGAGAUGGUGACAGGGAUCUAUGAGAGGACCCAGCAGAGGGAGCUACGCUCCAACGAAGACCACGUCACCUACGUCAGCCGUGUGGAACAGUCCAUACUGGGCAUGAAGACUAUCCUGUCUGUCCCCCACCGUAGGCUGGUCUGCUGCUGUCGUUUGUUCGAGGUGGCAGACUUCAACAAACCUCUGAAACAGAAACUGGCCAACACCCAAAGAGAGGUGUUCCUUUUCAACGACCUCAUACUGAUCCUGAAGCUGUGUCCAAAGAAGAAGACUUCUGCUUCCUACACCUUCUGUAAAGCCAUGGGUCUACUGGGCAUGCAGUUUCACCUCUUCAGCAAUGAUUACUAUGCUCAUGGCAUCACCAUGUUGAGUCCGUUCUCUUCAGAGAAGAAGCAGCUGGUGAGUUUCUGCUCCCCCAGCGGAGAGGAGCUCAGGAAUUUCACAGAGGAGCUACGUGAGUCCAUCACUGAGGUCAACGAGAUGGAGCAGAUACACAUCCAAUGGGAGCUGGAGCGAGAACAGGGGGUGCAGACUCACACCCCCCACACCAAUGGAGGACAGAUGGACACACUCAGUCGACACACAGGAUCGCCCACUGCUCAGCAAGAUCUGUAUGACAAGACUGGCAACAACACUGUGGAGGUGUCAAUUCACAAUAGGCUGCUGCAGACCUACCACAUGACCCAGCCCAGCCCUGAUAGGCUGCUCCAGACCUACCAUGUGACCAGUCCUGACUCCACCCAACUGGCUCUGGCAGCACCAGCCAUGCUAAGUGCCACCCACCCCGGAGAGUUCCGCCCAGACACCCUCAUCCAAUGCCAGCAGAUCGUCAAGGUGAUCGUCAUGGACCAGAGCGGCCGUGGGAGAAUGGAAGCUUUCCUCAACCAAGGAAGCCCCGCCUCCCACCACCGCCUCAUCCAAUCAGCGAUGUCCACGCCAGUACGGGUCAGAGAGGGAUCUGAGCCCCCUCUGCCUCCCCCUCCUCCCCCCUACAACCACCCCCACCAGUACUGCCCCCCCGACUCCCCCUGCCCUCUCUCACACACCCUGCCUCACCCCCUCCGCAGACGCAACUCUAGUGGCUCCCGCAGCCUCGUCUGACAUAUCAACCCCUCACCCCUGACCCUACCACACCGUAUCAUGCACCCUCUGACCUUUUGUUAAAUAGCCAUGUACUGUAUUGGUGAAACACACACAACACAAACACUCAUAGACAAAGAUAGAGAAAAGGUGAGACGAGGAAGGGAGGAAGAGAAAGCGGGCGGGAAGGAAGUCGGCUGAGAGAAAGGGAAUAAGCCGAUAAAGCGAGUGGGAGAUAAUGGAGAGGAUUCAAAUCAAUAUAAAAUCAAAGUAAUCUAAUGAUUUCAUGUGUAUUUUUGAAUAGGAUGUCAUUUUGACAACAUUUCUAAACAGAGAUUUUCUAAUCGUACAGCUCUUGUGACACAGUGUCAUCUGUACAUAUCUAUAUCUGUUCCUGACUUUAGAAAGAACGAUUUAGGAUGCCCCCUCUCACCCCCUGAUCCCUGACUCUAACCCUGCCCUUAUGUCACACAGCUGAUGGAACACACAGAUCUCCUCCAUGUGUGGAGCUGUCUGGACAUGGAGACAGGUCACCUCAAUGACAUCAUCAACAUCAUCUAGGGUUUUAGCCCUCCUCUUUAGCACACUAUGUUUUGGUGAUGUGUGGUAAAAUAUGAUAAUGAGAUGCUUAUAAUACUUUUGAUCGUGAAGAAGUGAGUAUGUCAGAGUAGCAGGGAGGGACGAAGUGAGUAUGUCAGAGUAGCAGGGAGGGAAGAAGUGAGUAUGUCAGAGUAGCAGGGAGGGAAGAAGUGAGUAUGUCAGAGUAGCAGGGAGGGAAGAAGUGAGUAUGUCAGAGUAGCAGGGAGGGAAGAAGUGAGUAUGUCAGAGUAGCAGGGAGGGAAGAAGUGAGUAUGUCAGAGUAGCAGGGAGGGAAGAAGUGAGUAUGUCAGAGUAGCAGGGAGGGAAGAAGUGAGUAUGUCAGAGUAGCAGGGAGGGAAGAAGUGAGUAUGUCAGAGUAGCAGGGAGGGAAGAAGUGAGUAUGUCAGAGUAGCAGGGAGGGAAGACUGUUUCUCCUAACUCCUGGCUUAUAGAUGAUUACAAUCUGUAUUUCUAUUCGUAAUGUCUGACUUCUACCCUGAUUAUCAUAUCUGCGUGUGCAUGUGUGUUGAGAGUAUGAGGGUCUGCCAGUGUAUGUGCGUGUGAAAGGGUGUGUCUGUGUGUGCUUCUUUGCAUGUGUGUGCGAAUACCAUUGAUCUAUUCUCUGAGGUUUUGCUACACUGGUCCAAGCCUCACACUCAGGAAUAUACCAGUACUGACGACAAACUGUUCAACAUUCUAACUUAUUGUUUGAUCAGUAAUAACAUGAACAUUGUAUGUUAUUAACUGGUAAUGUUCUAACGUUAUAUCUAAUUUGUCCUGUUGAAUAUUCAAUCUCACUUUCUGAAUCCCUAAAGGGUUAACUAUUACCCAUUCUCACCUGUUCUCCACUGGACUGCAUGUCACAUAGGAAUGUAUAUACACACACAGUACACACACAUGCACACACAGAGUGUUAAACCACAAAAUUACUUAUUAAGUAUGUUUAUCAGAAUAUUGAAUAUGUUUCAUUAUUAUUAUUAUAGAGUGUUGUUACAUCUCUUCCUUCCCUUCCCCUCUCUCUGAGGGCUGUGACAUGUGGUGACCCACUGAGGCUGAUCUUCUUCGUGUUGCACCAUAUUAUUAGAGUAUAUCGGAAUACUGGAUAUGUGCACAGUAUAUAGGUGGUAUAUAUAUAUAUAAAAUGUAAAAGGAAUGGACGGACUGCCGAUGUGUGUAUUUGUACAGAGAGGUGGAAAUCUAUUUGUUUUUCAGAUUAUGGGGGCAACAGCACCCCACUGUUACCACGAGAGACACACACAGAGAUGAUGACACAUUAUCAUAAUUAGAGCUCUGUGUAAAGGGCUAUACUGUAGCUAUGAUCACACUAGCGUUAGCAUUAGCUAGAUGGUUUAGUGGAAAACAAGCAGGAGUCAUAGUAGACAUUUUAGCAUGUUCUAAAGCCCUAACAUAUCACCCUAACCCUGAGUCUGGCUCGCCUGUCCUGCAUCCAUCUUGGAGAUGUCUUACACUGUUGAAGAGAGCACCUGUGCACCGUCACAUUAAGUAUUUACUAAGAUAUCAUGUUUAUAACAAUUACAGUGUUUACUAAUGGAAUAUUUCUAAAGGUUUCUGUUUGAAGAGAAUUACAUAAUAAAGUAGUUUGUACUCUGCCUUGA